AAUGUGUCCGGUCGUCAUUUCCGUCUGGUUUCCGAAGAUGGUAAGCAGAAUUUAUUUACAACUUCUGAGAAUGGAAAUAGUUUUGUUAAAGAAAGAAUUGACAGGGAAGCAAUAUGUUUUGUUAAGGUGCAGUGCUAUGUGAACAUGAAGGUGAUUAUAAACAAUCCUUUAGAAAUGCAUCACGUUAAAGUGGAGAUACAGGAUGUAAAUGACAAUGCACCUACAUUUCCUUUUAAGGAUUUGUAUUUAAAUAUUAUGGAGUUAGUCCCUCCGGGAACGAAAUUCCCCUUGCAUAUUGCGCACGAUCCAGAUGUAGGAUCCAACGGGUUGCAUUCCUACCGCCUUAGUUCCUCCAGAUAUUUUUCUUUGGAUAUGCAGGAUUCAAAUGAAGACGUUAAUGUUCCUCAGCUUGUCCUUGAAAACAAUUUGGACAGAGAGCAGGAAUCCGUUCAUCAUCUGUCUCUAACAGCUGUUGAUGGUGGGCAGCCUGAGAGGUCUGGCUCUAUUGACAUCACCAUUAAUGUUGUAGAUGCCAAUGAUAAUUCUCCAAAAUUUGAUCAAGCCGUCUAUAAAGCAAGUCUGAUGGAAGAUGCUCCAGUAGGAACUUUAAUAAUCCAGCUGAAAGCUACAGAUUCAGAUGAAGGUACAAACGGGGAAAUAGAGUAUUCUUUUAGUACUCAUAUCCCAGACAAAACGCAUAGCUUGUUUGAGAUAGGUCUGACAUCUGGCGAAAUUAUAUUAAAAGGUAGAGUGGAUUUUGAAGAGAUAAACAUGUAUGAAUUUCACGUACAAGCAACAGACAAAGGAACAUCUCCCUUGUUUGGUUAUUGUAAGGUUUUAAUAGACGUCGUAGAUGUCAAUGACAAUAAACCGUCCAUCCUGCUAACUUCUUUUACAAGAGAUGUUAGCGAAAAUUCUUCAAGGGGAACAGUGGUUGCUUUGAUCAGUGUAAUAGAUAAAGAUUCUGGAAUAAAUGCUCAGGUGAGCUGCAAAAUCCAUGAUAAUAUUCCGUUUACGCUCACAUCAGUUGAAAAUCACUACAUCCUAGAGAUCUCUGGUACUAUAGACCGAGAAUUGUCGGACUCUUACAACAUUUCAUUAACUGCUACAGACUUUGGAGUCCCUCCUCUCUCUACUGAUGCAUUUAUUUUAGUGCAUAUUUCUGAUGUUAAUGACAACCCACCUCAAUUCACUGAGAUGGCUUAUAGGAGUGUCAUUGCCGAAAAUAACUCCCCUGGCGAGAUUCUUUGUCAAGUCACAGCAAUGGAUCCAGAUUUGAAAGAAAAUGGCACAGUUGCUUAUUCCUUUGUGGAGGAACAGAUCGAAGGUAUGUCUCUUUUCAACUAUUUAUCAAUUGACUCAGAAAAUGGUCGGGUGUAUGCGAAGACUAUGUUUGAUUACGAGAAAAUUAAGGCUUUUAAACUGCAAAUUGUUGCAAAAGAUCUUGGCAACCCGUCUUUAAGCAGCACUGCCGAGCUGAUCGUAACAAUAAUAGAUCAGAACGAUAACAGCCCCACAUUCCUAUAUCCUCCAGCAUCAGUUGGGAAUGUGCCCAUAGAAAUGAUCCCACGGUCAGCAGAGGCUGGAUUUUUGGUAACAAAGGUAAUAACUGUGGAUGAAGAUUCUGGUCAGAAUGCUUGGCUGUCCUACCAGUUACUACAGUCCACAGACGUUAGCCUUUUUGAUAUCGAUAAGCAGACCGGUGAAAUAAGGAUCGUUCGGUCAAUAAGUGCCAGAGAUAACCGCAGACAAAAACUGGUUGUAGAAGUGAAGGACAAUGGGGCGCCUAGACGUUCUGCAGCAGUAACUAUUGGGAUAUUGCUUUAUGACAGUUUUCCCCAAGUUCUUCCAGAUUUUGAAGAGACAACCGAAAAUAGCGAAGAAGUAUCUAACAAGAAUCUGGUUUUGAUAGUUACUGUCGUAGCCAUCUCCUGUGUAUUUCUAGGGGGUUUAAUCAUAUUUAUCUCAUUAUCAUGCUACCGAAGCAUCAGUUCCGGUAUAUGUCCUUGUCCUUUUGCUUGUUGCAUUGACAAUUUUGAUGGUUAUAAAUUAAAAAUUCCAGGUCCACCAGGAUGUACAGUACAAAAUAACCUUGUGCAAAUCUCUGAGACAGGAACACUUUUGCAAGGGUAUCAGUACAUGGCUUUCUUAGGCCAAGUGUCUCCUAGCAGAAAAGUACUCUUAAGAAAUUCCCUAUUAGAAGCAAGAGGAGAAAAUGCUGCCAAUACACCAGGGUGCUGCAUUCCCGUUCCAGUUAGUGGGCACAGUGAAACAAACAGCGCAACUGAGGUAUGUAAGAAAAUGUACCAACAAGAAUAUUCAGUAUGUCUUGUUAUCGUCAUCUUAAAUUAUUGCUUAAGUUACAAAAUGUUGGUCUAA
This is a messenger RNA of Protopterus annectens (West African lungfish), 2379 nucleotides long. RefSeq names its product protocadherin alpha-C2-like. Gene Ontology annotation, molecular function: calcium ion binding. The annotation marks the transcript as partial. NCBI's taxonomy places the organism in Eukaryota, Metazoa, Chordata, Ceratodontiformes, Protopteridae. The transcript has a single exon. The record is from RefSeq and is a predicted model, not a curated record. Gene Ontology annotation, biological process: homophilic cell-cell adhesion. Gene Ontology annotation, cellular component: plasma membrane.